Molecule: messenger RNA, 1862 nt
Organism: Salvia hispanica
Lineage: Eukaryota; Viridiplantae; Streptophyta; Magnoliopsida; Lamiales; Lamiaceae
Product: putative serine/threonine-protein kinase At1g01540
Biological process (GO): protein phosphorylation
Molecular function (GO): ATP binding; protein kinase activity
Source: RefSeq, a predicted model, not a curated record
UCCACACACAUCAAUGGGCCCUUCCCUCUUUGGUAGGUGUUCCAUCAAUACAGCUGCUUCCCUUUCCCCUUCCCCUCCCUCUCUGGCGCGACUGUCUUCUUCUCCUCCUCCCACCAAAGUCAAAAUGCCUCAAACUUAGCUUUAUUCCCAUUUCUCUCACACAAAAAAUAAAAAAAAAAUGUCGGAUGGCAAAGGCGGCAAACCCGCCUUCCUCAACGACCAGCUCUCCAAACGCACCACCAUCUUCGGCCUCCGCCUCUGGGUCGUCGUCGGCAUCUGCGUCGGCGCCGCCAUCGUCAUCCUCCUCUUCCUCCUCUCCCUCUGCUUCACCUCCCGCCGCAACAAGUCCAAAACUUUGCCAAAUAAAAAUAAAAAUCCCACCUUUAUCCCCACCGUUUCCAGAGAAAUCCAAGAAAUCCGGGUCGACACCAACCCGCCCCGGGUCGACCCGGAUCCGGAGCCGGAGCCGGUGAAGAAGGGUGAUCAGAAUGACGGCGGGGGGCCGGAGGUUUCGCAUCUGGGGUGGGGCCACUGGUACACGCUGAGGGAGCUUGAGGAGGCGACUAAUGAGUUUGCUGAUGAGAAUGUGAUUGGGGAAGGUGGGUAUGGGAUUGUGUAUAAGGGUGUUUUGGAGGGGGAUCAUAAGGUUGCUGUCAAGAAUUUGCUCAAUAACAGGGGUCAAGCGGAGAGGGAGUUUAAGGUGGAGGUGGAGGCGAUUGGGCGUGUGAGGCACAAGAAUUUGGUGAGGUUGCUUGGUUAUUGUGCUGAAGGAACUCACAGGAUGCUUGUUUAUGAGUAUGUGAACAAUGGGAAUUUAGAGCAAUGGCUUCAUGGAGAUGUAGGGCCGUGCAGCCCUCUAACAUGGGAGAUUCGAAUGAACAUCAUUCUUGGAACUGCAAAAGGCUUGACGUAUCUGCACGAGUGCCUCGAGCCUAAGGUGGUCCACCGCGACAUAAAGUCGAGCAACAUCUUGCUGGACCGGCAGUGGCACGCCAAGGUGUCCGAUUUUGGCCUUGCGAAGCUCAUAGGCUCGGAGAAGAGCUACAUCACCACUCGAGUCAUGGGGACGUUUGGCUACGUGGCCCCUGAAUAUGCCAGCACCGGGAUGUUGAAUGAGAGGAGCGACGUCUACAGCUUUGGCAUCCUCGUGAUGGAGAUCAUCACGGGGAGGAACCCGGUGGACUAUGGCCGCCCCACCGGGGAGGUAAACCUGGUCGAUUGGCUUAAAACAAUGGUAUCCAACCGCGAAUCUGAGGGCGUGUUGGAUCCAAAGUUACCGGAUAAGCCCUCUACGCGAGCAUUGAAGCGCGCCCUUUUGGUCGCGUUGAGAUGUGUGGACCCGAACGCCCAAAAAAGGCCGAAGAUGGGCCAUGUAGUCCACAUGCUCGAAGCAGACGAUUUCCCUUUUCGUGAUGAUCGCAGAGGAGGCGUGAAGGAACAGCACGGGAAAUCAAGUCGCGAUGGUGCCAUGCCAAUGGAGAAGCGGUUGAACGAGCCGGGUGACAGCAGCGGAUACGAGAGCAGCGUCCAAACGGAUAGGGCGAUGUUGAGGAAGGGGGAAGGAGACGACGAGCAGUAGAAAGGCCGUUGGAGACGAGACGACAACGGCCUUUCUAUGUAAAUACUGUGAUUUUGGCCUCAGCUUUUGGCAUGAAAGGUGAUCAUAGCUCAUUUCAUGUUGAUAUGAUAUAGCAACUGUUAUAGAGUGUUACAUAAAGAUAUAUAUAGUGUUUACAAUAUGAUUCAUUUGUGGUGUUUUAUUGAAUUGAAAGUCUGUAUGUUUCCACAUAAUGCAAAGCAAAUUUGUUUGACAAUUUUCCAGAUGUAAUUAUUCUAAGCAAUAUAUGUUAGAAGUUAUUGCA